GACGUGGCUGCCGAUUCUGUGGCAGCCGUCUGUCAUCCAAGCCAUUAGAAGAAUUUAAAAUAUAUUUGUAUUAUUAUUUUUGUCUGUAUUGUUUUAUACCUUACUUACUGAUUCAGCAUCAGGAUGAUUUCGCUAACGGACUCUCAAAAAAUUGGAAUGGGAUUAACAGGUUUUGGCGUAUUUUUCCUCUUCUUUGGGAUGAUCCUGUUUUUUGAUAAGGCGCUUUUGGCCAUUGGAAAUAUCUUGUUUGUCGCUGGCCUGGCUUUCGUCAUCGGCUUGGAGCGAACGUUCCGCUUCUUCUUUCAGAAGCACAAAUUAAAGGCCACUAGUUUCUUCCUGGGAGGAGUGUUUGUGGUCCUUAUUGGCUGGCCUAUCAUUGGAGUUGUGCUGGAAAUCUAUGGAUUUUUCCUCCUUUUUAGGGGCUUCUUCCCAGUUGUUGUUGGCUUCAUCAGAAGAAUACCAAUUCUUGGUUCUAUCCUGAACCUGCCCUUCAUCAGUGCUUGUUCCGGUAAGAUGUUUUCUCCGUCUUGCCCACCCGGUGGCGAAAAAGGAGUUGGAGUGUUUCCGUGGCAGCUGUACAUGGACAAGGUGACUGAGGGCAACACCAUGGUAUGACUGUUUGGACCCGGAUCCACCGCAGCAGCUUUUCUAACCCAGUUCCUUCUGAUCCUGAAUGAAAGCAGCUGUAGUUAAAUGGUCAGACUCUACUUCCCACCAGACAAAGACUUUUUGUAAUGUCACCGGCCGAUACCACCAAUCUCUGGCUCCUCAGCUCUGAAUCACUGAUGUGUCGAGUAUGAAUUCAUUAAUGUUAUCAUAAAUCCCAUCUGUCCUUCCUCCGAGUGAUUCGUUUGAGAAUGUUGGAAGUACAAAUUAUUAGCCUUAUUAUUAGCAUACCAGAUGCUUUCAUGCAGGAGUUGGUUGUCAGCUUGCCAAAUUUGAUUUUUGUGCCACAGCAUUAGGCUCAUAUGGAUAAGUAUUCUUUCUUUUUUUGCAGUAAUUCUAUUAUGUCACUGUUUCUGCCUUUAAGCUGUCUGAUUUGUUUCAUGUUAUGGUUGACAGACACUGCUUAAGGAUAAAUUAUUUUUUAAAAA
Xiphophorus maculatus (southern platyfish) is the source of this 1094-nucleotide messenger RNA. Its product is annotated as vesicle transport protein GOT1B. Gene Ontology annotation, biological process: retrograde transport, endosome to Golgi; endoplasmic reticulum to Golgi vesicle-mediated transport. The transcript has 6 exons. Gene Ontology annotation, cellular component: endoplasmic reticulum; membrane. NCBI's taxonomy places the organism in Eukaryota, Metazoa, Chordata, Actinopteri, Cyprinodontiformes, Poeciliidae. The coding region runs from base 124 to 615 and encodes 163 amino acids. The record is from RefSeq and is a predicted model, not a curated record.